UGACAGACAUAUGAACACAAGAAGAAGAAAAAAAAAAAAAAAAACCUGAUAGUGCUCCAUACAAAUGAAUCACCCAGUUAGAAAUUCAAAUAAAAUCAACAAGUGAUGCUGGUGGUGUUGAUGUUAGAUCUGGCGACCAUAAAUGCGACCCUCUCAUUUAUAUAUCUCACAUUCUAAUUAUAAAAAGAAGGAGAUGAAAUCACAAACCACAACAACGUCACAAUUACAGUCACGACAACAGAAAGCUGUUGCUUUUGCUGGGAUUUUGUUGAUUUUUAUUCCCAAUUUAUGGCCAAAUCUCUUUCAUCCUUUCUCCCGUUCCUAUCCUUCAUUAUUCUCGGAGUGGAUUGCUCCGACUGCAAAGCACAUUCGUCUAUUAGAGGGUGCUUCACUUGAGCAAAGUUCUGAGACACAAGAAUCGGAUAUUUGGUCUCCAUUACCUUACCAAGGAUGGAAACCUUGUCUCGACUCCCCUAGUGUUUCAUUCAAUCCAGAGAAAUCAUGGGGGUAUAUUCAGGUGUUUCUAGAUGGUGGAUUGAACCAGCAAAGAAUGGGGAUUUGUGAUGCAGUUGCUGUUGCUAAAAUCUUAAAUGCGACUCUAGUAAUCCCAUACCUUGAAGUAAAUCCUGUCUGGAAAGAUCCAAGUUCUUUCAGUGAUAUAUUUGAUGUUGAUCACUUUAUUGAGGUGUUGCAAAAUGAAGUCUCCAUAGUUAAAGAGCUUCCCAGCAUGUACUCAUGGAGCACAAGGGAGUACUAUGGCACAGGCAUACGAGCUACUAGAAUCAAGACGGCACCUGUACAUGCUUCUGCUAACUGGUAUCUGGAAAAUGUGCUGCCAAUGCUCUAUAGUCAUGGGGUAGCUGCUAUAGCGCCAUUCUCGCAUCGUUUGGCUUUUGAUAACUUACCCAAGGAGAUCCAAUAUCUUCGAUGCAAGGUUAACUUUCAAGCAUUACUUUUCGUUCCCCACAUCAGGAGACUAGGUGACACCCUUGUCCAACGUCUUCGAACUUCUCCUGGCAUGAUAAGCGGAACAAAGGAUGAAACAGGAACUGGAAAGUUUAUCGUUUUACAUCUUCGCUUUGACAAAGAUAUGGCUGCCCAUUCAGCUUGUGAUUUUGGUGGUGGAAAAGCGGAGAAGUUGGCUCUUGCAAAGUACCGCCAAGUGAUUUGGCAGGGGCGAGUCAUGAAAACUCAGUUCACUAAUGAGGAGUUAAGACAUCAGGGACGAUGUCCAUUAACUCCUGAAGAGAUUGGUCUGCUACUGAGAGCUUUGGGGUUCAACAACGAUACACGGCUUUAUCUCGCAUCUCACAAGGUUUAUGGUGGAGAAGCAAGGAUUUCUACUCUGCGUAAACUGUUUCCACUUAUGGAGGAUAAAAAAAGCCUUGCCUCUGAUAGAGAACGAGCUGAAGUUGAAGGAAAGGCAUCAUUGUUAGCUGCUGUUGAUUAUUAUGUCAGUAUGCACACUGAUAUUUUCAUAUCUGCUUCCCCGGGCAACAUGCACAAUGCAAUGCUAGGGUAUCGAGCUUACAGGAACAUGAAGACUAUCAGACCGAAUAUGGUGCUCUUGAGCCAACUAUUUCUAAACGAAACGAUGGAGUGGCAGGAGUUUCAGCAGUCUGUACAAAAUGGACAUAAGAACAGACAAGGGCAAAUUAGGUUAAGAAAGGAGACUCAAUCUAUAUAUACCUAUCCCAUUCCUGACUGCAUGUGUCAACAACACUAGUCGUUCUUUAUUAACAGGGUUAGACUAGUAUACUGUAGUUAACUUGAUAUGUGUUCCUUUUUGCCGGUGUAAAUGAAUGCAGAUUACAGUGAGGAAAAAUAUAUGUAAUUUUGCUUUGUUCUUCUCA
Molecule: messenger RNA, 1853 nt
Organism: Erigeron canadensis
Lineage: Eukaryota; Viridiplantae; Streptophyta; Magnoliopsida; Asterales; Asteraceae
Product: O-fucosyltransferase 31-like
Exons: 10
Coding region: 143-1726 (527 amino acids)
Source: RefSeq, a predicted model, not a curated record